Echinops telfairi (small Madagascar hedgehog) is the source of this 633-nucleotide messenger RNA. RefSeq names its product homeobox C13 (gene HOXC13). NCBI's taxonomy places the organism in Eukaryota, Metazoa, Chordata, Mammalia, Afrosoricida, Tenrecidae. Gene Ontology annotation, biological process: regulation of transcription by RNA polymerase II. Gene Ontology annotation, molecular function: DNA-binding transcription factor activity, RNA polymerase II-specific; RNA polymerase II cis-regulatory region sequence-specific DNA binding. The record is from RefSeq and is a predicted model, not a curated record. The annotation marks the transcript as partial. The transcript is spliced from 3 exons.
GGCUACCCGUUCGGGGGCAGCUACUACGGCUGCCGCCUGUCGCACAACGUGAACCUGCAGCAGAAGCCGUGCGCCUACCACCCGGGCGACAAGUACCCGGAGCCGUCGGGCGCCCUGCCGGGGGACGACCUAUCCUCCAGGGCCAAGGAGUUCGCCUUCUACCCCAGCUUCGCCAGCUCCUACCAGGCGAUGCCCGGCUACCUGGACGUGUCGGUGGUGCCCGGGAUCAGCGGGCACCCAGAGCCGCGUCACGACGCGCUCAUCCCCGUCGAAGGCUACCAGCACUGGGCUCUCUCCAACGGCUGGGACAGUCAGGUGUACUGCUCCAAGGAGCAGUCCCAGUCCGCCCACCUCUGGAAGUCUCCCUUCCCAGGAGACGUGGUGCCCCUACAGCCCGAGGUGAGCAGCUAUCGGCGAGGACGCAAGAAGCGCGUGCCCUACACCAAGGUGCAGCUGAAGGAGCUGGAGAAGGAGUACGCGGCCAGCAAGUUCAUCACCAAAGAGAAGCGCCGGCGCAUCUCAGCCACCACGAACCUCUCCGAGCGCCAAGUCACCAUCUGGUUCCAGAACCGGCGGGUCAAAGAGAAGAAGGUGGUCAGCAAAUCGAAAGCACCUCAUCUCCACUCCACCUGA